Messenger RNA from Halteromyces radiatus, 636 nucleotides. RefSeq lists its product as uncharacterized. NCBI's taxonomy places the organism in Eukaryota, Fungi, Mucoromycota, Mucoromycetes, Mucorales, Cunninghamellaceae. Gene Ontology annotation, biological process: positive regulation of DNA-templated transcription. The record is from RefSeq and is a predicted model, not a curated record. The annotation marks the transcript as partial. Gene Ontology annotation, cellular component: Set1C/COMPASS complex. The transcript has 3 exons.
UUAGCGAAAUCUGGUGCUCUUUAUUGUAUCUGUCAAACUCCUUAUGAUGUUCCAAGGUUUAUGAUUGCAUGUGAUCGUUGUGAUCAAUGGUUUCAUGGUGAAUGUAUUGGUAUCAGUGAAAAAGAAGGUGAAUUUAUUGAUCUUUAUUUCUGUGAUGUUUGUGGAAAAGGAUUGGAUCACAUCAAGCGACAGUCACGAUUAACAUCCUAUGCAGAAAAGGAAGAUCAACAUCGAUUGGGACAAUUAAGGAUACAAAAACAAAAGGCGCAAGAUAUGGUGAAAAUGAUUGAACAAAAACAAAAAUUCCUUGCCACAGUGGAAAAACGAAUGGAGCAGAUAACGGAUGAUAUUUGUGGAUUUGAUACAAGAUUAGUAUGGGAUGAUUUAUUAUGGCAAGACGAUGUGAUCAUGGAUGAACAUAGUCAACAACAAUGUCAAAUCAAAAGGAAAGAAUGUCAACGACAUCAACAAUGGCAAAAUAUUAUUCAAUUGGGAUUAAAUCAAGAAAGAAAAGAACAAAUACAAGUACUAAAGAUGUUGGAUAAGGAAAAACAAGAUAUCAAGACAAGGAUGCAUAAACGACGUAAUGAAAUAGAAUUAGCCAAUGGUUUAAAAAAUCAUACCUUUAUUAUAUAA